GCCCUCACCUCGCUUUCCAUUUGGAGCUCUGACCUCUGUCUAAGAAACUCCGACUUUAGCGUUCCCAGGGAGGGAUUAUUCAUCCGUGGAAACCAGGCAUGAAUGCACUGUACCUGGGCCUUGGUCUGGGCCUCGCUUUGCUUUUGACAUCUAAAGGAGAGGAGGAGGUAACCUGUGACCCCAACAUUCACAUCACUGGAGGGUGGGUCAUCAAGUCCAAAGGCAAUAAUGUGACGAGUGUGGCAACGUUCCAGUGUCCAGAUUGGCAUUAUCCCUGGCCAAUGUCCACUUCGAAGUGUUUUAACAAUGGCAGAUGGAGAUUCUACAACAAAAGAACAUUCACCUGUAAAGAGUUCGAAUGUCCAGCUCCUGUACUCGAAGAUGGAACUGUCUACCCCGGGAACUUGUCCUUUGCGCAUGGACAGACCGUUUCAUUCGACUGUUACGAUGGGUACAUUCUCAAAGGUUCACAGAAGAGAACGUGCAUGAAGAACGGUCGUUGGAAUGGGACCAAUGCUGUCUGUACCACGGGAUUGCAAGAUUGCCCUCAUCCGGGGAUCCCCGCGGGCGGCGGGAAAUCUGGGACGAGGUACAACAUUGGAGACAAGGUCCAGUACUAUUGCAAUGACAAGCUGGUGCUGGUGGGAUCGACCACUAGGGAGUGCCUGGAGUCGGGCGAGUGGAGUGGUAUGGCGCCCAUCUGUCUUCACCCGAAAUCCUUCGACAUGCCUGAAGAAGUAGCAGAGGCUUUCUCAGCCUCCCUGACCAGCACCCUGAGCGUAAGCCGCGGUGACAGCUCGAAGGCUUCAGACCGCUCCACAGCCCGCAGAAUAACCAUCAGCAAAGACGCACACCUCCAUGUCUACUUCAUGAUUGAUGCAUCACGGAGCGUGGGUGAAGUAAACUUCAAUUUGUCCAUGGACAUGGUGAAGAACCUUAUUGACAAGAUCUCCAGCUUUGACGUAAGACCGCGGUUCGGCGUGGUCACCUACGCAUCCUAUCCCAUCAGGGUGGUGAACCUGAACGAAGAAGAGCGAUCCGGAUCGGAGGAUGUCCUCCGUAUAUUGGAUACUGAUAAAAAUGCCUUGUACGCAGCUCACAAGGACCUGAGGGGCACCAACAUCCACGCGGCACUGCAUGAGGUUUAUAAAAUGAUGCUGUUCUCAAAGCAACAUUUUAAAAGCACGUGGAAGGACAUUAGAUUUGCCACAAUUUUAUUCACUGACGGAAGAAGGAACAUGGGCCCGGAACCACAUCUCGCUGCAGAGGAAAUCAAGAAAUUUGUGGAACAAGAAAGGAAGUCAGAGGAUUACCUGGACAUGUAUGCGUUUGGCGUCUCUGAUCAAGUGGACAUUUUGGAGCUGAGUAAACUCGCAUCAAAGAAAAGCGAUGAGAGGCAUAGCUUCAACGUGAAGAACAUCAGCGUUUUGGUGCAGUCCUUUGACGACAUAUUAGAUUUUUCUACACUUGGCAAUCUGUGUGGAGUGGCCGAUGAGAACCCCCAGGCCACCUUUCGGAAAAGGCAUCCGUGGCACGUUAACAUAGAGAUCCCGCAAAUAUACGCACAGGAUAAUACACCGCACUCUGCCACGUGCAGUGGUUCCAUCGUGGCUCCCAAGUGGAUCCUGACUGCAGCGCACUGUUUCAUCAAGAUAGAGUCCCUGGACAGCAUUCAGAAGAUCCAAGUCGUUGUUGGUGAAAACCAAUUGACCAAAGUGAAAGAUCUGCACAUUCACCCACAGUUUUCGAUCGCAGCCAAAGUAGACAUGAACAUCUCGCAGUUUUACGAUUACGACAUUGCCUUGAUUGAACUGGAGAAACCUUUAACCUAUUCGAAGGUUGUCAGGUCCAUCUGCUUGCCAUGCACACCGGAGACGACGCGCGCCUUGCGCAAGCCUCACCCCAAGACCAAAUGUAUUGAUCACGAGAGGCUGCUCCUUCCCACUGACCAGCAAGUUCAUGCUAGUUUUGUGAAGCGGAACCGAGCAACAACCAGGGAAGAGACGGAAGGACACGUGACGGUCAAAACUAUCGAAGGGCCACGGUUAGCUUGCGAGAGGAAAGCACUGGAGUCUCCGGAAUAUCGGCAUGUGAAAGAUGUGAGGGAAGUGGUCACCGACAGAUUCCUCUGCACAGGGGGAAAUGACCCCAAUCAAGAGGACAACACAUGCUAUGGUGACUCGGGAGGGUCGCUGUUCAUCAACAAGAUGAGACGGUUCUUCCAGGCAGGUGUGGUGAGCUGGGGAUCGAUAAACGUGUGUACAGACUUCAAUCCUGACAGGAACAGUGCCCGCGAUUUCCACAUCAACCUGUUCAAGGUGCAGCCGUGGCUCAGGCAGUCGCUUCAGGGGACACUGGUGUUUAUCAAUUAGGAGGAGGAACGCAAUGAGCUCACCGAUCGAGUGCUCUUUCCCCGCCCUUGAUCUCCCUUUCUCGCUGAUGAAAGUCAGAGAGACACAACAUCAUGAACCAGGCCCUUUGGCCCAUCUACUCUGUGCCAGACUAUUAAUCUGCCUCGUCCCAUCGACCAGCACCUGGACCAUUGCCCUCCAUACCCCUUCCAUUCCUGUACCCAUCCAAAUUGUUCGUCAACGUUGAAAUCGAACCCGCAUCUGUCUGUGCUGGUAGCUCAUUCCACACUCCCACCAUCCUCAGAGUGAAGAGCGUCCCCCUCAUGUUCCCAUGAAAUAUUUUACCUUUCACCCUUCACCCAUGACCUCUAGUUCGAGUCUUACCCAACCCCAGUGAAAAAGCCUGCCUGCAUUCGCACCCGUAAAUUUGUUAUGAGAAGGAGCCCUUCGCCUUCCUCCAGAAUCUAAAUCUGAACGUGAACCAUAACGAGAAUCAGGUUUAUAUCACUGACAUGUAUCUUCCAAUGGAGGGUUAUGUUGGAGCGAAAAGUUAGGUUGCUCUCAGUGUAGGUGAGAAGGUCGGACCGACUUCGUUCUACGAUCUAUGAAAUUUAUGGUUUUCCAGAUGCACUGCAGUACAGUAUAAUCAUGAACAAUUCUGUAAGUUACAACAAUAAUUAUUUAAAGUAAAUAUUCCUUAAAAUAAAUAAUGCACAGAGAGAAAGAUUAAAAUAAUGAGUGAGUUCCAGUCAAUGGUCUCGGCCUGAAACAUCGUCAGUUUAUUCCUCUCCAGAGAUGAUGUCUAAUCUGUUGAGUUCCUCCAGUAUGUUCUAUGCGUUGCUCUAGAUUUCCAGCGCCUGCAGAUUUGCAGUACAGGCCAUUCAGCCCGCACUGUUGAGCCGAACUUUUAAACUACUCUCAGGUCAACCUUCGUCAAGCGCCCUCGCUCGGUCCUUUCGGUGACGAGGAACCGCAGUGUAGGAAAACCCGGAGUAAAGCACGAGCCACUGGAUGAAACAAUAAAUGGUGUCGGGCCAAAGCGUCCUGUCUUUAUU
This is a messenger RNA of Mobula hypostoma (lesser devil ray), 3406 nucleotides long. RefSeq names its product complement C2-like. The coding region runs from base 99 to 2372 and encodes 757 amino acids. Gene Ontology annotation, cellular component: extracellular region; classical-complement-pathway C3/C5 convertase complex; extracellular exosome. The transcript has 18 exons. Lineage: Eukaryota; Metazoa; Chordata; Chondrichthyes; Myliobatiformes; Myliobatidae. Gene Ontology annotation, molecular function: serine-type endopeptidase activity. Gene Ontology annotation, biological process: complement activation; response to bacterium; proteolysis. The record is from RefSeq and is a predicted model, not a curated record.